GCGCCCACCCCAACCUGCAACCAGACUCCGUGGGGUCCUCUGCGAGGCUGCGCAGUAGAGGCAUGGGGCGGUCCUCCGGGCAGCCCGGAACCUGGGAGGUGUCCAAAAGAAGGCGGCGUGCGCAGCUUUUCUUCUAGAGUCCUGCUCGGGUCUCCUUCGCUACGCCGCAGGAUGGGGCCCGCGCCGCGGACCCUGGAGCUCUUCUACGACGUGCUGUCCCCCUACUCCUGGCUGGGCUUUGAGAUCCUGUGCCGCUAUAAGAACAUCUGGAAUGUCCACCUGCAGCUGCGCCCGAGCUUCAUUGCAGGGAUCAUGAAAGACAGUGGAAACAGGCCGCCAGCCCUGGUGCCCCGCAAAGGCAAAUACAUGGAAGCCGACGUGAGGCGCCUGGGACAGCAUAUCCAGGUUCCCAUCAACACCCCCAAGGAUUUCUUCUCUGUGAUCCUUGAAAAAGGAAGUUUGUCGGCCAUGCGCUUCCUCACGGCCCUGAACUUGGAGCACCCAGAGAUGCUGGAGAAAGCGUCCAGGGAACUAUGGAUGCGUGUCUGGUCUCGGGAUGAAGACAUCACAGAACCCCAGAGCAUCCUGGCAGCUGCAGAGAAGGCUGGCAUGUCUACAGAACAAGCCCGGAGAAUUCUGGAAAAGGCCUCUACAACACAGGUGAAGAACCAGCUCAAGGAGACCACCGACGCAGCCUGCAAAUACGGGGCCUUCGGGCUGCCUGUCACCGUGGCCCACGUGGAUGGCCAAACCCACAUGCUGUUUGGCUGUGACCGGAUGGAGCUGCUGGCAUACCUGCUGGGAGAGAAGUGGAUGGGCCCUGUGCCUCCAGCUGUGGGUUCCAGACUCUAAGGACACCCAGAGGAAGCAAAACCGUUGGUAUAACGGUUUGCUUACCCUGCCUUCACCAUGGGGCACUGGGCCUCGGGCCUCCCCAGCCCUGGGGAUGCCGGGGAGGGGCUGUGUGGUGCCUCCUCUACGUUACUCUCCUGGCUGCUCUUCUGUCCCUCACAAGUGCCUUUUCAGAGCCCCAGACUCUGCUUUCGCACAAAAUAAACUUAAUGCCAUUAGGCAUGAUAUUGCGUCUUC
Molecule: messenger RNA, 1089 nt
Organism: Hipposideros armiger (great roundleaf bat)
Lineage: Eukaryota; Metazoa; Chordata; Mammalia; Chiroptera; Hipposideridae
Gene: GSTK1
Product: glutathione S-transferase kappa 1
Exons: 8
Coding region: 172-852 (226 amino acids)
Biological process (GO): glutathione metabolic process
Cellular component (GO): peroxisome; mitochondrion
Molecular function (GO): glutathione transferase activity; glutathione peroxidase activity
Source: RefSeq, a predicted model, not a curated record